Messenger RNA from Aspergillus nidulans FGSC A4, 684 nucleotides. RefSeq lists its product as uncharacterized. The record is from RefSeq and is a predicted model, not a curated record. Lineage: Eukaryota; Fungi; Ascomycota; Eurotiomycetes; Eurotiales; Aspergillaceae. The coding region runs from base 82 to 684 and encodes 200 amino acids. The transcript has 2 exons.
CGCAACCAACAGGAGUCCAUAUAUACCACCUACACUAUUUGCACCGGGAUUACCGCCAGAGUGAGCCUAAUCGCAACCACAAUGGCUGGCUUCGCAUCCGCAAAUCUGCUGGAGAGAGUUCCCGAAGACGAAGUUCUCCCCGCAGAAUUCACCGUCAAAGCUCCGCCAGAAACAGAUAUUUGGGCCAAACCGCCUUCAACCGAGCGAUUCAACGCUCCUAUUCUGUACAAGUCCAUUCCACUGGACACUUUUAAGCGUGCUCGAGUGGCAUUCUCGGCCAACUGGAGCCAGAAAUACGACCAGGGCGGACUCAUCAUCGUUCUCAACGGAAACAGCGGGGAUCGGAAGUGGGUGAAAACUGGCAUAGAAUUCACUCAUGACAAACCGCAUCUGAGUACCGUAGCCAAGGACCGCUGGGCAGACUGGAGCCUGCUCCCGGUUCCAUCAGGUGGUACUGGCGCAACCCUAGAAGUGGUCAGAGAGCCAGACGAUAGCUUGUGGAUCUACCUUAUUCAAGGGGUACAAAAAUCCCCCAUCCGGGAAGUCACCUGGGUAUUUGCUGAGGAGGAUGUCCGUGAUGCCUGGAUUGGCGUGUACGCAGCGAGGCCAUCAAGUGCGGGCGGGGAUCUGGUAGUGAAUUUCGCUUCACUGAUAAUUGAGGUGACGGAUUCAACAACCAAGUAG